Messenger RNA from Entamoeba invadens IP1, 434 nucleotides. RefSeq lists its product as hypothetical. The annotation marks the transcript as partial. The record is from RefSeq and is a predicted model, not a curated record. Lineage: Eukaryota; Evosea; Mastigamoebida; Endamoebidae. The transcript has 2 exons.
AUGCUACUUGAGCAAGUCUUUCUCAAGAAUGUGGUCUUAUAUUUUGAGACUUUAACUGAUGUUAUGAACUUUCUGUUUCUCAACAAAAAGUGUUUAGAAACGGUUACUUCACUUUAUGUGAACUCUUAUGCGCUCACAAAACAUCACAAUUUCCCUCAAAUUUAUUUAUUUUUUCCACAGAUGCAAACAUUUUAUGUGGAAACGACACUUCAGUACAUCAAAGCCAAAGACGCGCGGUGUAUGCCACUUAUAGAAAUCAAUCACUGGACAGACAAAUACUUUUACCGUGACAGGAAGGACAAUGUCUUCACCACGCAGUGGUUUCCUCCAAAAAUUCGAAAGCUUUGUGUCUACCCACAACAAGUUAUAAAAAUGUUCACAAGCAUCAACUUUUACACGCAACUCCAAUCAUUCUUUUUAAACUUCCAUCACUU